Molecule: messenger RNA, 2483 nt
Organism: Aspergillus heteromorphus CBS 117.55
Lineage: Eukaryota; Fungi; Ascomycota; Eurotiomycetes; Eurotiales; Aspergillaceae
Product: Zn(II)2Cys6 transcription factor
Exons: 3
Coding region: 43-2052 (669 amino acids)
Biological process (GO): positive regulation of transcription by RNA polymerase II
Cellular component (GO): nucleus
Molecular function (GO): transcription cis-regulatory region binding; zinc ion binding; DNA-binding transcription factor activity, RNA polymerase II-specific
Source: RefSeq, a predicted model, not a curated record
GCCGAUGAGUCGUCGGGCAGCGAAGGGACCUCGACGGGUCCCAUGGACAAGAACCCUGCCAAGUUGCACAAGCGAUCUCGUUCUGGCUGCUUCACAUGUCGCCUGCGUCGAAAGAAGUGCGAUGAGAAGCACCCGUCCUGCUCCGCCUGCGUCAACCUGUGCGUGAAAUGCGAGUACAAGCGUCCGAUCUGGUGGGGCAACGCCGAGCAGAGGAGGAUCCAGAAGGAGCGCAUCAAGAACAAGAUCAAGCAGACCAAGAUGAACGAGCGCAGCAGUGGGGGGUCGUUGACUGAACCCUCCAUGCGCAGUCGCAGCAUGGCCGUGGCCUCGCCCACCUCGCCCGAGUAUGAGUUUGGCCGGCCUGUGUUCCCGGAGACGUACGACAUCUUCGCCUCGCACCUGCCGACGCCUGCUGCCCUGGCGCCGAGCCACCCCUACGAGAUCGACGUCAAGACGGAGCGGCAGACCUUCAUCAACGACGUGCCGUUGCGCCACGACUCGAGCAGCUCGACGUUCAGCACCUUCGCGCCGCCGCAGUUGAACGCCCCGCUGCCGACCUUCCCCGGCGAGGACUGGCUGCACGACGAGUACUUCGGCCAGCUGCCGGCGCUGCCCAGCAUCGGGAUCGACCCGGCCCUGGUCUGCGACCAGACCAUCGGCCAGACGUAUGCCCUGCUGCAGUCCAACAUCCCCGUCAGCGAGCACGACCGGCCCCUGCUCGACCACUUCAUCCACAACGUGCUGCGCAUCAUCUUCCCCGUCGUGGAGGCCCACCAGCGCGGCCACGUCCGCGCGCAGGCCAUCCUGCAGGCGCUGGAGACGAACAGGUGCUACCUGCACUGCUGCCUCAGCGUGGCCGCCAUCCACCUGAAGACGACGGAGGGCCUGGUGGGCGAGCAGAUCGACCACGACAUCAUGCGCAACCGGUUCGAGGCGGUGUCGCAGCUGUGCCUGGCGCUGGGGGAGGACACCAACCACGAGGAGAUCCUGGACGCGACGCUGGCGAUGAUCUUCUUCCACUGCUCGGUGGGGCCGGCGGACGACUACCUGCCCGACAUCCCCUGGUCGGACCACUUCCAGGCGGCGUCCAACCUGGUGCACCGGCUGGGGCUCCCCACCGCGAUGCCGGCGUGCGGGAACCCGUACAUGCUGCCGCCGUCGUUCACGAUGACCCUGGCGGCGUGGAUCGACAUCCUGGGGUCGACGAUGCACGGCAAGACGCCCGAGUUCGCGCACACGUACCGGGGCAAGCACCUGAGCGGGUCGUCGCUGGGGCUGCGCGAGCUGAUGGGAUGCGACGACCGGGUGAUGUACCUGGUGUCGGAGAUCAGCUGCUUGGAGGCGCUGAAGCGCGAGGGGCGCAUCGACGAGAUGGGGGUUUGCUCGCAUGUGUCGGCGCUGGGGCAGCAGCUGGAGUUCACCGAGCCGGCGAGCCAGACGCUGGAGAGCGCAUUGCUGCCGUCGGGCGCCUUCUCGCCGGAGAUCCUGUCCAAAAGCAUCACCGCCGCCUUCCGCCUGGCCGCCCGCCUCUACCUGUGCAGCCUCGUCCCCGGCUUCGACCGCUGCCAGCCCAGCACCGUCAACCUCGUCGCCGCCGUCGUCCACGUCCUGCAGUAUAUCCCCGCCGGGCCCGACGGCUUCGACCGCUCGCUGGUCUGGCCGCUGCUCAUCGCCGGUGCCUUUUCCGCCCCGAAGAGCCACUUCCGUACCGUCAUCGCCGACCGUGCCGCCGCUCUGGGCGAACAUGCCCGGCUGGGCAGCUUCGGUCGCAUGUACCGCGUCCUGCAGGAGGUGUGGCGCGUCUCUGAUGAACCCAUCGAGCCCAUCGAGCCUAUCGAACCUAUUGAUCCCAUCGAACCCAUCGAGCAGCAGCCCUCGCAGACCCCCGAGCGUCCCUCCUCCAUCACCGAAAUCCUCAGCCCCGUCAAGCACGAGGAACCCGAAUCUCCCAAGGACGCAGCCGCCCCGUGGACUCUGAAAGAAGUCAAGACUCCGUUUCUGCACUGGCGCGAAGUCAUGCAGCAGAAUGGCUGGGACUAUCUUCUUCUCUGAUCGUCCUCUUUCUCCUCCUCAUCUUCUGAGAUGAUGCACAGUUUAAUAUCCCUUGAUGGGACCCUUUUCGUCAUUUGUUUGUUCUUCCACUUUUCCGGCAAAAGUCCAGAUACCCCGUUCGGCAUGAGAUUCUUCCGUUAUUGCUGAUAUUCUCCCGCUGUCCCUCCCACCCGGCUGGACCGGGAAUGGUGGGACAUGCAUCAUGCAUGCAUGCAUGCGUGAAUUUUCAUUUUAUCUUCAUUUCAUUUCUCUUCUCUACUCGCUCCCCACGAGGUAGGUGGAGCGGGGAUAACCAGAGGCAUUGACAGUCAUCUCACCAUCUUAUUCUUCAUCGUUUCGCGAUUAUUAUCAUUCAUCCCAUACCCCGGAUCAUGGCAUGUGGAGUGUUGUGGAGUUUGGAUUUAUGAUUUAUCAUCAUUCUGUUUUUCUAC